CAUCAUCUAACGCAGCCUGACAGUGCUCAGACAAGGGACUACGAGGAGCAGCCUUCUGAUCCGGAUUCGGUUUCAUAUAAAGCUCGCCAGCGGCACUGGGAGUCCUACAGUUGUGGCGUUGCACGUUGAGAGGCACCUACACUUUUGCAGCAUGCGGCAGACCAAGUCGAAGAGCUUACUCGUCCUCGUCCUAAGCCUCAUGGUGAUGGUGGUGAUGGGAGAGCAGCCAAAGAUGUUUUUGUGUGGCACAGAGCUGAACGAUGCCCUGUCCACGAUGUGUGGCCGACAUGGCUAUAACCGGAUGCUCAAGCGGUCCUUCGAUCCGACGGACUACAAUGACAUCGAGGGUAGGUUUGGACUGGCCCGAAUGGACUUUGACGAACGCUCCCUGCUCCAUCGAAUGUUUGGCGAGAGCGCCGCUCAGCUGAUGAAGACGCGGCGUCGCCGUGUCGGGGUCUCCGACGAAUGCUGCCUGAAGUCGUGCUCCCUGGGAGAACUCCUCAACUACUGUGCCAAGCCGCCUGGGCAGUAUGAGGGAAACUGAUAAUGACAAUGAUAUCGGCAGCUAAUGGAUGGGACUGAAUUUCCCGGAAUGAAUCUCUGUAUAUCGGCAGUAGUCAGAUAUAUGUACCUACAUACAUAUAUGUAUUUUAAUUAUUUAUUAUCGGACAUGGGAGACAGGGCUGAUAGCAUGUAUGUUUGUAUGUAUUACCUAUGGGGCCAUGAAAUAUUCCACCUCUCUAUAAUUAAUAAAUAAAUAAAUAUCCAUUCAAACGGC
Molecule: messenger RNA, 778 nt
Organism: Drosophila obscura
Lineage: Eukaryota; Metazoa; Arthropoda; Insecta; Diptera; Drosophilidae
Gene: Ilp3
Product: probable insulin-like peptide 3
Exons: 2
Coding region: 152-544 (130 amino acids)
Cellular component (GO): extracellular region
Molecular function (GO): hormone activity
Source: RefSeq, a predicted model, not a curated record